AUGUCCGGUGAGGAGCACAGCCUGUCUGAAGCUGAGCUGAGUCCCGGAGGGUCCGAGGACGGCCGCUCACUGUCACCGAUCCAAUCCGGUGCGCACGGUCAGGACUCGCCUCUGUCAGGACCGCCGUCGCAGCAGCAGCAGCUCACCGCGCUGUGCGUCGCCGACCUCGGCGUCGAAGAUGGAAGCAGAUCCAGAGCCAAAUCGGAGGAAGAGGAUGAUCGCUUCCCCAUCGGCAUCCGGGAGGCGGUCAGCCAUGUGCUGGACGGAUAUGACUGGACACUUGUGCCAAUGCCGGUCCGUGUAAACAACGGGAACAAAGCCAAGCCGCACGUCAAAAGACCGAUGAACGCGUUCAUGGUGUGGGCGCAAGCGGCGAGGAGGAAACUGGCCGAUCAGUACCCCCACCUGCACAACGCGGAGCUCAGCAAGACCCUCGGCAAACUGUGGAGGCUGUUAAACGAGAACGACAAGAGGCCAUUCAUCGAAGAGGCGGAGAGGUUGAGGAAACAGCACAAGAAGGACUACCCGGAGUACAAGUACCAGCCUCGGAGGCGCAAAAACGGCAAACUUGCGCCUGCUAAUGAGUCUGACAGCCAGGGGGAAGGAGAAGCCAGCCACUCCCAGUCGCACUAUAAGACCCUGCAUCUAGAACAUAACGGCGGAGCUGGGUCUCCUCUGGGUGACCUGCAUCACCAUCAUCAUCACCACCACCAUCCUGCUGGUCAAGGUCACAGCCCACCCACACCCCCCACCACUCCCAAAACGGAGCUCCAGACUGGGAAACUGACAGACACCAAAAGAGAGGGUGGUGCAGGAGCGGCCGGAGGGUCAGGGGGCUCCAGGGGAGCCCUUGGGGUGGGAGCUGAAGGUGCCACAGGUGGUCCGUCAUCAUCAAGUACUAAACCCCACAUUGACUUUGGCACCAUGGACAUCGGUGAGAUCAGCCACGAGGUGAUGUCCAACAUUGAGCCGUUUGACGUGAACGAGUUCGACCAAUACCUUCCUCCGAAUGGUCACCCACAGAGCGGCUCAGGCAGCAGUUCCGGUGGAGCAUCCGCCUCAUCUUAUGCGUAUGCCCUGGCGGGGCACUCCGCCUGGCUCUCCAAACAGCAGCAGCAGCCUCAGGCCUCUCCAUCAUCCUCUGACCCCUCCAAAGCGCAGAUUAAGAGCGAGUCUGCGAGUCACUACGCUGAGACCUCAUCUUCUCCUUCCUCAGGCACCCACGUCACCUACACCCCACUCAGCCUGCCUCACUAUGGCUCCGCUUUCCCCUCGCUGGCCUCCAGAGCCCAGUUUGAGUACGGAGACCACCAGGCACCUGGGGCGUACUACGCCCACUCCAGCCAGGCACCAGGGCUGUACUCAGCUUUCUCCUACAUGGGGCCAACACAGAGGUCUCUGUACACUACCAUAGGAGACCACUCCAGCGUGGCCCCCUCUCACAGCCCCACACAUUGGGAGCAGCCUGUUUACACCACGCUUACAAGACCUUGAGGGAAGGCAGUUUAAACAGCGGG
This is a messenger RNA of Thalassophryne amazonica, 1517 nucleotides long. Its product is annotated as transcription factor Sox-10-like. Gene Ontology annotation, biological process: enteric nervous system development; neural crest cell migration; peripheral nervous system development. Gene Ontology annotation, cellular component: nucleus. The coding region runs from base 1 to 1494 and encodes 497 amino acids. The transcript is spliced from 3 exons. NCBI's taxonomy places the organism in Eukaryota, Metazoa, Chordata, Actinopteri, Batrachoidiformes, Batrachoididae. The record is from RefSeq and is a predicted model, not a curated record. Gene Ontology annotation, molecular function: RNA polymerase II cis-regulatory region sequence-specific DNA binding; DNA-binding transcription factor activity, RNA polymerase II-specific.